Molecule: messenger RNA, 1251 nt
Organism: Suncus etruscus (white-toothed pygmy shrew)
Lineage: Eukaryota; Metazoa; Chordata; Mammalia; Eulipotyphla; Soricidae
Gene: TMEM191C
Product: transmembrane protein 191C
Exons: 8
Coding region: 222-1124 (300 amino acids)
Source: RefSeq, a predicted model, not a curated record
CGGGGGUGGUCGGAUCCGCGUCCCUCGGGGUCCCGACUUAGUCCCCCACCUCCCCGAUCCCGUCCCAGCCUGCAGCGAAGGCGAAGCCAGGAGGCGCAGGCCCUGUGCGGGGAGGCGCGCCAGGCGGCCCGGGAGCGUGGGGAGCGGCUGGUUAGCCUCCUGGAAGCGGGGCAGCUACGCAAGCGGGAUCUGGAGCACCGCAACCGGCGGCUGCAGGAGCAAUGGGAGGAGCUGUCCAGCCAGCUCUUCUACUACGGGGAACUGCGGAGCCAGAAGUCCGAGGAGCCCCAAGCCGAGGCCCAGUUAGUGGAGUUGCAGGUUGCAUCGAGGGUCACCCGGGGAAAGAUACAGAGGGCUGGGGGUGGGUGGGUGGAACGGAGAGAACCCCCUGGGGACCUGGCAGCUGGGACCUGCCUGGAAACUGUUCUCUGCUCCUGCCCUGGCUGGGACCCCCUCGGGAAGAAACACCUGGAGUUGAUGGAGGCGAAGCACAACAUGCUGGUGGACAGCCUGCAGCAGGGCACGCAGCAGAUCGAGGAGACCUGGGCCAACUUCCAGGAGCAGAGCCAAGUCCUGCAGGAGUUGCAGGGGAAGGUGAUGAGGGCUGCGGCCGCGUUGGAUGCCUCGCGGCGCGGUGCCGAAGAGUCGCCCACCCAGGGGGGACUCGCUGCCUCACCGGCUGCAGGACUGCGCGGGCUCGCUCAUGGAGGAGGUGGCCAAGGCGGACUGUGAAGAGCGGCUGUUUCGUUGCAAGGGCGCAUGGCGCAGCUGCGGGUGCUGACCGAGCCCGACGUCAUCCGCCAGGGUCUCCAGCGACUGUGCUCGAAUACCACCCUCCGCCGCCUCCGCUACACCUGGUCCCGGUUGCUGGAGCUGCGCACCCGCGGCCUCUUGCCCACCUAGGGCGCAUCACGCAGAUCUGGCUUGGCCUGGAGUACCUCCCUGUCUCUCGUGUGGUUUCUGGGUGUCCCCUUGUGUGUGUGUGUGUGUGUGUGUGUUGGGAUGUUGGGGAGACGGUCCGGCUGUGUUCUAGCGGCCCAAGGGAAAUAGACCUCACUGGAUCCUGGCUACCCUGUGGUGGACCCAAACUAUGCACCUGGGGUGACACUUCUGGAGUUUGUUGACUACUAUUUAUAACUUGAUUUGCUCUCUGCGCCCUGGUAGGGGCAGGCGAAGGGUGAGCUUCAUUGGGGGACUCAGUCCAGGAAGUGAAGUUGGGGGAUUCUCUUGAUUGGGCUCCCCAGGCCUUCG